This is a messenger RNA of Betta splendens (Siamese fighting fish), 10110 nucleotides long. RefSeq names its product protein sidekick-1-like. Lineage: Eukaryota; Metazoa; Chordata; Actinopteri; Anabantiformes; Osphronemidae. Gene Ontology annotation, biological process: cell-cell adhesion. The record is from RefSeq and is a predicted model, not a curated record. The coding region runs from base 1368 to 7934 and encodes 2188 amino acids. Gene Ontology annotation, molecular function: protein binding. The transcript has 46 exons.
CUUUGCGAUAGAUCGAAAGGAGUGAUUAACGGUGAGGUCGAACCGGCACCUGAGGGGAACUUAUUAAAAUCAGCCACAUAUAGAGACCGUUCUCCCACAGAGCACUCAGAGCGGCGUGGUUUGCGGAGUUCUGCCGAGCAGGAGCCCCCCUCCCCUGGCUACGAGUGUGUCGAGGAGAGGCGGGUGGCAGGUGCUCAGUUGAGGGAGACGCAUCGCCUCGGUCGGCUCCCCGAACCUCCACAGGGCGCCGGACGCAGCAGAGCGACCCAAACCCGGCCGAGCGGGCACGCGAACCCCAGUGAGCACGAGCGGACGGCGGCGCCGGGCGUUUGGAGCGGCGGCUCUGGCGGCGUCGUGUGCGGCUGGACUGUUUCGCGGGACCGUUGAAGAGUGUGGAUGAAGCGAGAGGCUCCGGUGUCGCAGCGAGAGUAACGUCUCCGUAACGGCCGUUUCCACUUCACGGCUCCUUCCCUCACCUUUUCCCUCCGUAGAGUUGGACGUUGGGGCGGAAAACUCGUUAGUCGCCGGGAAACUUGUCCCGCCUUUGUGUUUUUUUUUCUUUCGCUAACCUGUUGUGUCGUUUUUCCGUGUAACCGGAGACGCGGCGCACUACGACAAGUUAGCAUAUCCAGUAUCCGCCUCCUGGGAGCGCGGCGGCGGCGGCUAAUUUCUCCGCUUUGGGUGAGCUGUGCGCGGCUGCGUCGGGAUAUUUCACCAACUUUUGCCGCUUCUCCAUCAGCACGUCGGGGGAAAACAAACACUCGGAGCGCGGCGCCGUCCGGUUUGCGUGGAGGCAAAAUAAGAGGCGUCCGCGAGAUCAAUUAGUGGAUGGAUUUUUAGCGCGCGCGCGCGAGCGCGCACGAGCCGAACCAGUGCUGGACGACGCGUGUUUAUUGAUCGAAUGGUGUCAACAACUCAAUGAUCUACAGGACAAAUCUCUGUCGAAGACGUAAAAUACGCGCGGAUCUGAGGCUGAUAGCGGAGAAUACGCCGAUAAGUCCCAAAACACACUUUAAUGUAUUGAUUUUGUGAGCUAAAAAUGACGGGGCGCAGAAGCACAGCGGCUCCGCCACAGCAGGUAGAGGCUUCCCUUCCUUUGCACCGUGAACCCAGACAAGUGAGGGAAACUCUCUCUUUGUGAGCCCCCCCCCCUCGUCUCAGUCCUCCUCCCGCAGCCUGCCGAGUUUGGACACCGGUGCCGGGAAGCUAGUCUGCAGCGACAGCCGUGAAGUCCCGGAGCUCGGAUCUCCGCGUCGGCGGGAACGCGCGCAGCCACCGCGGCCGCAUCCGGCUUCAUCCCCUCUCGGAAAUCCUCCCGCAAGAGAGCGCGAGCGGACACGGACCCCGUCGGUCCCCUCCACCGCGAGAUGCAACCGGGAAUGUGCCGCCCCGAGGGGUCCCCGGAGCGCGAGGGACGACCCGCGGCGUGCAGCCGGCGGAUGAUGGCGACGGGAGCGGGGACGUCUCCGGCUGGGAGUCGGUGUGUGCUCCUCUUCCUCCUGCUCCUCGGCAGCUGCUGCCACAUGUUGCACGGCCAAGAGGUGGCCCCCUACCUGCAAGGCACUGGACUGGGGCAGCAGGUGGUGUUGGAGGGAAACAGACUGGUGUUGACCUGCCUGGCUGGAGGCAGCUGGCCUCUGCAGUACCGCUGGACUCUGAGGAACAGCAACAUCACCGACUGGACGCCGCAGUACAGGUUGUCCAUCCCGUCUGUGAAGAGGACCGAUGCUGGCCUGUAUCAGUGUUUGGUUAGGAACAGGAUGGGAGCAGUAAUACACAGGAGAACAGAGGUGCAGGUGGCCUUUUUGGGGAACUUCUCCACUGAGGAGCAGAGGAAGACAGUGAGCCAGGGCAGAGCCGCAGUCAUCAGCCCGCCCGCCAUCGCCUCCUUCCCCCAGCCUGUAGCCACGUGGUUCAAAGAUGGGCACAAGGUCGUCCCCGGCAACCGAAUAGCAAUUACUUUGGACAAUCAGCUGGUCGUCCUGGCAACCACCGCAUCGGACGCGGGGCGUUACCACGUGGAGGCGGUGAACGAGAUGACAGGGGAGAACGCGACGGGCCCCGCCAUCUACCUGAGCAUCUCAGUUGGCAAGAAGAACCGCGGGUCAACAGAUCCUGAGUCUGAACUUCUGGCUCCAGCAAUUGUGAUUGGACCCAAAGACACCACAGUGGUGGCAGGAACGGAGGUCACAUUAGAGUGCAUCGCUAACGCGAGGCCGCUUGACGGCUUGGUGGUGUCAUGGAAACGGGACGGGCGUUGGCUGGCCGGUGGGCGUCGGCUCAUUAUUCCCUCCCCCACCUCUUCUGACUCCGGGUUAUAUGUUUGUGAGGCGUUGCUUAGCAACAGCACUGCCAAACCUGCGGAGGCAAGGGCACACAUCACCGUAAUGGAACCGCCCGCUCUGACUGCAGAACCCAAGACGAAGAUCCUCGCGGAGCUCGACAAGAAUGUAGACAUCCCGUGUGUUGCUACAGGCGUGCCCCAGCCCAGGGUGGAGUGGUAUAAGGACGCUGUGCCUCUCUCCAAACUGGCCAACCCCCGCUACAAGGUCACCGCCGCGGCCGGGCUGACGGUGCGCAGGGUGCAGCCGGGGGACGGGGGCAUAUUCCAGUGCAUCGCCCGCAGCGCUGCCGGAGAGAGCCAGGCGCACACGCAGCUCCUCGUCUCCAGUGUGGCCCCUACAUUUACAUCCCCCCCAUCUGACCGAACAGUAACUGAUGGAAACACAGCCCUGUUUAGCUGCCAGACGAGCGGCGCCCCAAAGCCUGCCAUCACCUGGAGGAAAGGAUUGCUGGUCUUAGCCAGCGGCUCCGUCCAGGUUCCCAGGUUCACGCUGUUGCAGACGGGCGGUUUGCAGAUUCAGCCAGUCAGCUUCCAGGAUUCAGGAGAAUACACCUGCAUCGCCUCCAACUCAGAGGGAACCAUCAAUACCACAGCUACACUCACUGUGUGGAGUCGUACAGUCAUUUCUGUGCCUCCAACGGAUCAGCGAGUUAUCAAAGGAACCACCGCUACUCUGAUCUGCAACGCUACGCGUGACCCCCGAGUCGAUAUCAGCUUCUGGUGGGACCGCGGUGGCGUCCCCGUGCUUCCAACCAGCGGGGGCCGUGUUUCUGUGCGUCAGGGCUCCCUCACUAUCGGUCAGACGUGGUCAGGUGACAUCGGGGACUACACCUGCACGGUGACAUCACAGGCCGGCAACGACUCUCGCUCUGCGCGCCUUGAAGUCAUAGAGCUGCCACACUCCCCUCGCUCCCUGACGGCCCACCUCAACGACUCCGAUUCCCGCUCCGUCCUCCUGUCCUGGCUGCGACCCUUCGACGGGAACUCCCCUCUCCUUCACUACGUGCUGGAGCUGUCUGAGAACAACUCCCCAUGGAAGGUCUACUUACCAGAGGUGGAUCCAGCUGUGACCAAUGUGUCGGUGGGCGGGCUCACGCCGGCCCGGACCUAUCAGUUCAGGCUCUGUGCUGUCAAUCAGGUGGGCCGGGGUCAGUACAGCUCAGAGACUCAGAGAUUAAUGCUGCGAGAGGAGGCGCCGAGUGCUCCUCCGAAGAAUAUCGUGGCCAGUGGGCGGACGAACCAGUCCAUCAUGGUCCAGUGGCAGCCUCCGCCGGAACCGCAGCUCAACGGAGUCCUGCGAGGAUACGUACUCAGGUACCGUCUUGCAGGGCUGCCAGGAGACUACCAGGAGAAAAACAUCAGCAGCCCAGAGACUAACUACUGUCUGCUGAAGGACCUGAUCAUCUGGACCCAAUACCAGAUCCAGGUGGCGGCCUACACCGGAGCGGGCCUGGGCGUCUACAGCAGCCCUGUCACAGAGUACACUCUGCAGGGAGUUCCCACAGCUCCUCCGCAGGAAGUGGAAGUUGUAGCUAUCAACUCGACAACCAUCCGCUUCACAUGGAACCCUCCACCUCAGCAGUUUAUUAAUGGCAUCAAUCAAGGCUACAAGCUGCUGGUGUGGCCGGAGCAGUCUCCAGAGGACGUCACCGUGGUGACCAUCACCCCCGACUACCCCGGCUCGCGGCACACGGGCUUGGUCAGCGGUCUCAGGAAGUUCACCUGGUACUUUGGCUCCACCCUCUGCUUCACGACGCCUGGGGACGGACCCCGCAGCCCCCCCACGCUGCUGCAGACGCACGAGGACGCUCCUGGACCUGUUCGGGACCUCAGCUUCACUGAAAUCUUGGACACCUCCCUUCGAGUCAGCUGGUCGGAGCCUGAAGACAAGAAUGGCAUCAUCACUGGCUACGUGCUGUGGUGGGACGUUCCUGAUGUGGAGUCGAGUCGUGAGGAACGCUCCCUGUCCAACUCCACUCUGCGGUACCAGGUGACCGGCCUCACCUCCACCACCGCCUACAAACUGCAAGUGGCGGCGCUCACCGCCGCAGGACGGGGCGUGGUCACGUCCUCCACCAUCUCCACCGGCGUCCCACCAGAACUUCCAGGCGCUCCCUAUAAUUUAGUCAUCUCCAACAUCAGCCCUCGGACAGCGACGCUUCGAUUCCACCCCGGCCCGGACGGAAAGACAGCGAUCUCACGGUGGAUCGUAGAGGGACAGGUGGUCAAGGAGCGUGGAAAGGAGGAGCCCUGGAGAGUUGUGUAUCAGAAAGACAAUCAGCCAGACGCUGACACGCUGGAGAUCCCUAACCUCACCCCAUUCACUCAGUACCGGUUCAGGAUGCAGCAGGUGAACGUUGUGGGUCCCAGUCCUGUGAGCGCCCCCUCCAGGACGAUUCAGACACUACAGGCAGCCCCGGACACGCACCCCUCCAACCUCACGCUGCUGUCCGCCACACAGACCAGCCUGCGCCUCAGCUGGAAGCCUCUUCAAAGGUCUGAGUACCACAGCAGCCCGGACACGGUGGGCUACCGGCUGCGCGUGUGGAGGACAGACGGGCAGGGGGACGACAGGACCGAGGACGUGGACGGAGCAGCGGAGUCCAGCGAGGACGCCGUGGAGGGUCUUAGUCCCUGGACCCAGUACCAGCUUCAGAUACAGGCCUACAACUCCAUCGGACCCGGACCCUGGAGCGGCACUGUCGCUGCACGCACUGCAGAAUCUGUUCCAUCUGGAUCACCGGUGAAUGUGACUGCUGAGGCGAUGAGUUCCACCAGGAUCCUGCUCACGUGGUCCCCGGUCCCUCAGGCCCAGAAGAAUGGCGUCAUCCUGGGAUAUAAGGUGUUGUACAACGAGAAAGACUCGGAGGGUCCCCCCAGAGUUCGCGACGCACAAGGAGAGGGCAGCUCCUCCGUGCUCCUCGAGGGUCUCCAGAAGUACACGGCGUAUGUGCUGCAGGUGCUGGCACACACGCGGAUGGGCGACGGCCCUCCCAGCAGCGCCAUCCUGCUCUGGACCAGAGAGGACGUCCCAGGCCCCCCUGUCAGGAUGGUGUUCCCAGAGGUUCGAUUGUCAUCAGUCAGGGUGGUUUGGCAGCCACCCACGAAGCCCAAUGGCAACAUACUGGGCUACCAGAUCUCCUACCGCCUCGACAGCAGGGACCCUCUGCGUUGGACCACAGUGGAGGUGGGCUCCACUGGUCGCCAGUUCACCGUCACAGGGCUCUCCCCUGAGCAGAGCUACGUGUUCCGACUCACCGCCCGCACCGCCGUGGGCUGGGGCGACGCGCAGGAGGCGGUGGUCGUCACCACGGAACGCCGAGAGCGUCCGCAGCCGCCCAGGAAGCUGUCGGUUCCUCAGGACGGCGUUGAGUCUCGCCACCUGCUCCUCCACUGGGUGACGGGCGGCUCGGGCUCCUCCCCCCUGCGCUACCUCACCCUGCAGGUCAAGGAGCUGCCGAGCGGCGAGUGGAGCGUGCACGCCGCCGAUAUCCCACACAACGCGACCGCCUGGACCGUGGACCGGCUGAAGCCCUUCACAUCUUACAAGUUCCGUCUGCUGGCAACCAACGACAUAGGAGACAGCCUCCUCAGCAAAGAGACAGAGCCCGUUACAACUCUGCAGGAUGUGCCUGAUGAACCUCCAGUGAUCCUCGCAGUGAAGCCUACAACUACUACCUCAGUCCUGGUGCAGUGGAAGCGGCCCAGUGACGACAGCACCAACGGAGUUCUGACUGGAUACCGGCUCUAUUACCGAGAGCUUCCAGCAAACGGCUCCAGCUCCACCCAAGCAGAAGCACAGGCAACGAAAAGCAACACCACCACGAGCGCCGUCAUCACCACCAAGAGCACCUUCAAGACCGUCAGCAGUGCCUCGCUGACGGAGUUCGAGUUGACGCAGCUGAAGAAGUUCCGACGUUACCAGAUUGUGAUGACGAGCUACAACAUCAUCGGGGAGAGUCCGCCCUCGGCGCCGGUGGAGGUCUCUGUCGGAGAGGCAGCUCCGUCCGUGGCCCCUCAGUCGAUCAGAGUGUCAGCCGUGUCUCCCUCAGUCCUGGAAGUGACCUGGGCCUCACCGCCCAUCGAGACCCAGAACGGACUCAUCCAAGGAUACAAGAUCCACUACUGGGAGAAGGACAAACAGAACCAGACUGAGAAGGUGAAGGUGAUCUUCGUCCCGGACACUCGCGUGCAUCUCACCAACCUGAGCAGCUUCACGCCUUUCCUGGUCACGCUGAGCGCCUUCAACACGGCUGGAGACGGACCCCCCAGCGAGCCCCGUGGAGCCAAGACCAUGCAGUCCGCUCCCAGCCAGCCCAGCUACCUGUCCUUCACGGAGGUGACAGGCGUGAGCGCCAACGUGUCCUGGGGAGCUCCGCUCGCUCCCAACGGGCAGCUGGAGGGCUACAGGGUCAUCUACCAGCCCACGGCGCCCGUGCAAGGCGUGAGUAAAGUGGUGACGGUGGACGUGAAGGGGAGCUGGCAGCGGUCGCUGAAGGUCCGGGACCUGGUGAGAGGAGCGACGUACAUGUUCAGUGUUCAGGCCCUCACAGUCAGCUACGGACCCCCGUUACAGGCCAACCUGACUGCUCACCCUGUGCAAGGCUCUCCGGGUUCACCUGUGGACAUGUCCAUAACCAAGACGUCCUCUGAGCUGAACAUCCACUGGUCUGAGGGCGACAGCGGCGCAGCCCCUGUGAGCGGAUACGUGGUAGAAGCUCGUCCCUCGGAUGAAGGCCUGUGGGAAUCCUUCAGCCGACCCCUCCCCGCCAGCAGCAGGUCCAUUUCAGUGCCACUGGAGCGCCUGAGGUCAGGGAUCAGCUACGAGUUCCGGGUCGUUGCUGUUAAUCGCUAUGGUUACGGGGAGCCCAGUACACCCUCAGCUUCGCUCGCUGCGCUGUCGGAGCGCCCGUUCUACGAGGAGUGGUGGUUCCUGCUGGUCAUGGCUCUGGUGGGGCUCAUCCUCAUUCUGGUCCUGGUCUUCACACUGCUGCUGCACGGACACAGCACCAAGUACAAGGCCUGUGGCACCGGGAAGCACAUGUCCACAGCAGAGGAGUCUGUAACUCUGGACAAUGGCGGAUUCACAGCGCUGGAGCUCAACAGCAGAACACUCAACACCAAGAACUCCUUCCUGAAGAAGAAUGGCACCAGGUCUCCUCCCAGGCCGAGUCCAGGCGGUCUUCACUACUCUGACGAGGACAUCUGUAACAACUACAACGGAGCCGUCCUCACAGAGAGCACCACACUGACUGAGAAGCAGACGGAGGUCUCUGAGUCUGAGCUCACAGACAGCGACUAUGAGGACGAGCAGCCAAAGCACUCCUUCGUCAACCACUACAUGAGCGACCCCACCUACUACAACUCCUGGAAGCGGCAGCCCAAAGGCCUUAAAGCCAUCGGCACUUCGUUCGGCUACGAGGAAUGUGCCACUGCAGACUCGGAGCCCUACUACCAGACCGUGGUCACCCAGCACAACACAGUGGGCACAUACACACCCACGGGGCAGCCUGUGCACACGCACGUCAACCCCAACACCAACCCGCCGGGGUCACGCACCCCAGUCACAGGGUUCUCCUCCUUCGUUUGACUCUAAGAGACCCGAUCUGCACAAGCUGACACACACGCGUACACAAAAUGAAACGGUGGGGGAGGGCGGUGUGUUUGGACUAAAGGAGAGAGAACGGGCGGCUGCAGAGAAGGGAGGACGAGAUGAGGCGACGGUGGACGGAGCGCGUCAUAAACGGACCUUCACGCACUAAGAAUGAAUCCUUCUCCCCUCGUUCACAAAGAUCCUCACUGUGUCGACAAGUGUGUGCUCUCCUUCUCUUUUCUGCCUCUGUGUCACUGUGUUUACACACACAGUUACUGUUCUCAUGUCCUUACACACAACAUUACGCUGGUGGUAUCACACACACUCACAUCUAUUGUAGAGGCUCUCCACUGACAGCUACGGGCUCGAUGACUCAGUUUGUGUAAUUGUCCAGGAAAGAAUUCAACCUCGAACUAGUGCAACGUGGAACUUGUGCACAACCCAUCUUCUCUGUUUGCUGUAUUUACACAUAAGUACACGCACACACACACACACACACACACACACACACACACACACACACGUGAACUCUCUGAUCCACUAUAUCAGCAUCUCCCACUGGGAGAGAGCAACCUGAAGGAUGUGGAGAAUUAUUAAAAGAGAGCACUGAGUGGAGCAGCUCUUGUUGACAGACUGGCUGAUGAACACAAGCGCGGAGCUGUCAGCUUUAAAACACCACCACACAGAGGAAGAUAAAAAACAACAAUCAAUUACUACUUUUUUGAACUUGAUAAGGGCGAGUGAGUCCGGGCGGGGGGUUCCUCAGCACUUAAGACAUUCUCAGUGAGAGUGUUGCCUGGUUUCACUGCUUCCUAAGAGCAAUGUGUGAUGUUUGGGGUCUGGUUUGAAAUAUAGGAAAACGUGUUUUUUACGCUCUACUGCCUGUCGUCAGUGCUCCUUGUACCGCAGCCUCCCAAGCCAUAAUGCUUGCACUGAGCCAAACCCCACACAUCUCAUCUCGAUUGUGUUGAAGUGUGAUUUUUUACCAGUUCAAGCACGCGCGUGUGUGCGAGUGUGACACAUGUGCACAGAAGCAUGUGUGUUUAAAUGGCUUUACGCUCAGCUCAGAAGCCUGUUCGUGGGUCUCGGUUGUUCAAAAAAAGUGUGCCAUUAAACUUUUGUUUGUAUUUUUGAGAUGGAUUUUGUACAGAGACACCCUUUUUACAUGUGCUGGAUGUAGUUUGCCCACGUCUGUGUAUUUCAAAGGUAAAAGCAGCAGCGGAGGGAAGUGUGGAAUGCGAUUACAAGAGUAAGAGAACCCUUCAAACGGAGUGUGAUUGAACUUUGAACCACAAAGACACUAUCACACAUGUGCUUGUGUUCAAGUGCAAACUAAAGUCAUGUGUGAGUUUAUGCUCAUGUCUAAUUUAUCGGUCCUCCGCCCACGCAACCAGCCCGCCAGCAGCCUCCCUCACUCCGUCACGCUUGUUUUGAGUCCCAUACAGUGUGUGAAUAAAUGGUCAUUGUUUAGCCGUGUGUCUGUGUGGUCUGUGUUACCAACAUUAACAUGACAAGCCCUGAGCUGAUCCUGAGGACAAUCAGGAUUAAUCAGUUCUGUAUCAGAUCUUGUCUGUUAAUCAUCGCCAAGUAUUUCAUGUUUAUUUUCACAGUGUUAAGUGCUUGUGAGAUCAUUUUAAUGCUGUAAAUAUAUGGAAAGCAAUGACAGCAGGUAGUUGAUUUAUUAAUUAGUGAUGUCAGAGAUAAUUCAGCAGAGUGAGUGAUUUACUGCAAUGUUGAGAUGUACAAGCGCAUGAUGAGAAGAGUGGUGGAGAAAGUGUUUAGUCAAAAGGCCCCCAGCAUUAAUCUCCAGUGCAAAGUUAUAACAAUCAAGACACUGGUGAGUGGGUUUAUGGGUAUUUUUAGUCGUGUGUGAAUGAAAACAUUACAAUAUGCUGAAUACAAACAUGCAGACCUUCUAAUGAUAAACAUGUUUCUCUCACUGACAGACUGUAAUAAUGAUCUGAAUAGAGCACAUUAUGUUUCAGCCCGAAGCAGAAAUUAAAAUAAUGAAGUUAAUUUAUGUAAAGAAGAUUCAGAUUGUGUUAUCCUUCAUUUCACACAGAGGCGUCUUCUCAGAUCCUGAUUACAUGUUGGCUAAUAACAGACAGACUAUUUAGCAUAAAAUCUCUAAUUACUUGUCGGUCCAAUUGUAAUAAAAUGGCAUCUCACAGGA